This is a messenger RNA of Akanthomyces muscarius, 3198 nucleotides long. RefSeq lists its product as uncharacterized. The transcript has 3 exons. Gene Ontology annotation, cellular component: catalytic step 2 spliceosome. Gene Ontology annotation, molecular function: protein binding. The record is from RefSeq and is a predicted model, not a curated record. Lineage: Eukaryota; Fungi; Ascomycota; Sordariomycetes; Hypocreales; Cordycipitaceae. Gene Ontology annotation, biological process: negative regulation of RNA catabolic process; regulatory ncRNA-mediated post-transcriptional gene silencing. The coding region runs from base 1 to 3198 and encodes 1065 amino acids.
AUGUCGAGCGGCGACGGGGAUCAGCUUGUGGUUCCGAAGUUUGGGUCGUUUAAAUCAAAAGAGAGCAAAGAGAAACCCAAAGACCCAAGUGAUAGCCGCAAGAGAGACUCUCGCGGUGACAGGAAGAAGCGCUCUCAUCACGAUGACAGGCAUGAGCGCCACCGCCAUGACGGCAGCAGAGAGUCUAAACGACGAAGAGAGCGCCCUCGGUCCCGUGAGCGCGAACGCAACGCAGAGAAGAGGCCCGUGGAGGAUAAGCCGUCCUCGCACGCAUCAGGACCAGAACUGUUCGUAGUCGACACCAAGGGCGAUCCGCUAAUACGAAGAUAUGGGACCCUGGACAGGUCGCAGGUACCUGCCUAUUAUCGCCAUGGUCGUGGGCGAGUAUUGGGUACAUCUGGUUGGCUAGUGAUAUACCAUGAUGGCCCCAAUGAUACCUUCGGCCUGCGCAUGCCCGGACAGGGUCCGCCACGAUUCAGAGACCGAGACGGGCUCCGCUCGAAGCGGCCGCUGGCUCACGCACAUCCCAUUCCGCUGAGGAAGCGCCGAGGAGCGACAGCCGGAGAGAACGACGCAGACGAAGGAUUCUUGUCUUUGAAGAGUUCAAAGAAGCAAGUUCAAAAAGACGGUUCUUCUGAUAGCGAACAAGAGCCCUCGUAUCGAUCGAUAGAGGGCAAAGCCAAACCAAAGGACUACGACAGCGGCAUGGACUCGGACUCGGAUGCCGCGUCGAGCGAGGUAGAUGGUGUAGAGACGAGCAACCCCCUUCAGUGGAAAUCUAUACAGCUCAACCGCCGCGUCAAGGAGAAUCCCGAAGAUAUAGACUCCUGGCUGGAAUUGGUAGAGCACCAAGACGAGCUGCUGCGCGCCAGCUCCGCAGAGGGCACGGCUCCGGAUAACGAGUCGCACAGCUACAUAGAAAUCAAAGUGUCCAUACUGGAAAAGGCGCUGCCUAAUGUACGGGAUGCCGUGGACCGAGAGCGUAUUCUCGUGCCGUUGAUGCGCGAGGGUGUCAAGAUCUGGAGCACCAAGAUCGCGACCAAGCGAUGGGCUGAGCUGGGCGGUCGAGCGGACUCGCAUGCCCUGUGGCGGGUACGGCUCGAGUUUGCCAUGACGAGCAUUACCGGGUUUGACUAUACCAGUGUCAAGGCGAUGCUUCUCGAACGACUGCGACAUGUCCUGUCACUGGGGAAGGACGACACACGAGCAUACCUGGAGGUGACGGAGGUGUUUCUGCUGGCCACCAGAUUUGUACACGAUGCUGGCUACAAGGAGCUAGCAGUCGCGGCCUGGCAGGCUACUCUGGAGCUUACCUUUUUUCGGCCCGAGGAGGCCCAUGCUGCUGCUGUGCAUGAUUCUGUGCCGGACUCGUUUCAGGAGUUUUGGGAGAGCGAGGUGCCGCGCAUCGGUGAGGCGGGUGCGUCUGGAUGGAAGCACUAUGUGGCUGCGGAUGGACAGGAGGAGCCGCCAGAGCCUGCACAAUCUCGUAUAGCGGCGGCCCGGUCGCGGAAUGCCUUUGAGGCUUGGCCCCAGCUCGAGGUUGCCCAUGCAGAUGCGGCCAAGCUGCCCGCAAGGACAAUGGACGAAGGUACAGAGGAUGACCCGUUUCGGGUCGUGACCUACACCGACAUUGAGCCAUUCCUGUUCAUGGUCCCGCAGCCUCUUGUCUCGAGCAUAAGCACCUCGCUUUUGGAUGCGUUUCUCAUUUUUUGCGGCUUGCCACCUGCUUCAUCCAGCCCCUGGGCCAGAACGCUGUACAGAGACCAGCUCCUCGCUCCUGCGGGGAGCAACAUAUCCAGCGUGGACAUUAACGAUGCAAAGCCAGAGCUGCAGGAAGACGAUUCAAUUGUGCGCCGCCCGCCGCUCUUCCAUCGGCCCUACAGCGCCUUUGCGAUAUCUUCCGCGCUGCUGUUUCCUGGACAGAACUGGUUUCCGUAUCUGCAGUCCCAACUGCAGAGCACACUGGUGGAUGGCGGCUGGCUGGAGACUACGCUCGGCCAAUUGAUCUUUUCGGCUGGGUGCAGAGACGUGGCGGAAUAUUACCUGGCCUUUGCGUUUGCGCGGGAUGCGUCGUCUUUGAAGAAGACGGCCAAGAAGCUACUGAAGCAAAGUCCAGACGAUGCCGCACUCUAUAACGCGUAUGCGCUCGCGGAGCAUGCGAGAGGAAACAGCGACGUGGCGGCAAACGUCCUCGAGUCAGCAUUAGCGUCUUCGUUGCUUGCCCAACAAAGUAGUCGCUUUCGACUGCACCAUACUGCGGCAUGGAUGGCACUCGUAAAUGGAAAUCUCGACUCUUCCAAGCGGGCUCUCUGCGCCGUCGGUGCCGCACAAGCAGAGAUGUCGUUUGCCGAUGUGCUUAAAGCCAGCUCUGCGUUUUCGGGCAGCAUGGCGGAGUCAUUGUCCAUGGGUGACAUGGAGUCCGCGGAAACAGCAGCCGAAUGUACCGUGCUACACAGCUACUUGACCAGCAGCGAAGCAUCCGAGCCCAUGUCACUCUCACAAGGCAAUAUAUCCGCGGCUAUGCAGACAUUGGACUCUGCAGUCCAACAACUCUCGCUGCGCGGACACGGCAGCUCUCCCGCCUGCGAGCGUCUCGUCCAGUUUGGCGCCCAUCUCCUAUACCUCCACGCUACAAAAGGGCCCCAUCGGAGGGUCUACAUUCGAGACCAAGCACGCACGCAUCUGCGGAGCUUCCCCGCCAACGCCAUCCUGCUGUCGGUGUUCGAGUGGUCCGACGCCGGCAUGCGCAUCGUCGACGAGACGCGCCAGCUGCUGCGCGACACGACGCUGCGGCGGCCCGCGGCGGACUGCGUGGGCAGCCGGCUCUUUGCCAUCCAGCACGAGCUCGGCCGGGGCAACGCGCACACGGCCAAGGCGGCGUUUGAGCAGGCCGUCCGCAGCGACGCCUGCCGGUCCAGCGUGGCGCUCUGGGUGUGGUACAUUCGGUUCGCGCACGCGCACAGGAAGCAGCUGCGUGGUGGCGGCAAGGGAGCGGUGGAUGUGUUUUAUCGGGCGCUGCGCCACUGUCCCUGGGCAAAGACGGUCUUUCUGGAGGCGUUUGAGACGCUUGCGAGGGACAUGGCGGAGGAUGAGCUGCGGUCUGCGUAUGGCAUGAUGACGGCAAAGGGACUAAGGGUACACGUUGAGCUGGAUGAGGCUGUGGGGAGUCGGGGCAGGGUUGGCGAGGGCACAGGGUAA